Arachis duranensis is the source of this 1540-nucleotide messenger RNA. RefSeq names its product double-stranded RNA-binding protein 4. The coding region runs from base 292 to 999 and encodes 235 amino acids. The transcript has 7 exons. The record is from RefSeq and is a predicted model, not a curated record. Lineage: Eukaryota; Viridiplantae; Streptophyta; Magnoliopsida; Fabales; Fabaceae.
ACAGAAGAAAAAGAAAACUCUAAAAUUGCGCUUCCAGCUGCCACCUUCCCUCUCCCCCUGAGAUUCGAGCUUCACUCACUGAGUCACUGACUCGUUUGAUGGCGCCCCCUACCGAAAUCAAAGCUGCUGGCUCCAACGUGGCGGUGCCUUCUGCAUCAUCGUCUCAACCGUUGCGGCCGCCACAACCUUCAUCUGCCUCUUCCUCCUCCUCUGCUCCUCCUCCUCCUUAUGGUGCCAUAUUGUUUAAGCCAUUUGGUUCAACGUAACUGAAUUAGAUCACAGUGUCAGAUCAUGAAUCUUUCCUGGAAAAAUCUAGUGCAGUUAGAUUACAAGCAGUGUUUGGAAGACCUUGCUCAAAAAUUAAACAUAGUUCUUCCAGAGUAUGAAACAACUCGUGAUAGAUCUUCAGAAGUUGCAAUGUAUAGGUCAACUGUGCUGGUGGAUGGAAUGAGUUUUACGUCUGAGAUCACUUAUUCACUUUAUCCACUCGAAAGGCUGCUGAACAAGAUAUUGCCAGAGUUGCUUUUAAGAACCUAUCUAAGAAAGUUAAAGAUCAUGGAUGUGCUCUUGUUUGUGAGGUUUGAUAAUACUGCAUUUGCCAAGUCUGCUUUGGAUGAAUAUGCUGCAAAACUGAAUACAAGACCUACUUAUAACCCUGUUAAGCUAGAAGGGCCACCUCCUUGUUUUGAAUGUUCUGUGAUCUUUGAUGCCACACAAUACACGGGGGAUACUGCUAAAGACAAAAGCGAGGCUGAGCAGUUAGCAGCACGUGCUGUUCUUCUUUCAAUUCUAGCAACUAUAGGACAUGCUUCUAAUAUGCAGGAUCAUAAAGAUAAUAUAGUUGCAACUACAGUACACGCUUCUGAUCUACAGGAUCAUAAAGAUAAGAAAGCUGGAACUAAAAGAUGUGCUUCUGUUUGGCUGGCCAAUAAAAAUAAGGACAAUAAAGAUAUAGUUGCAACUACAGGACUUGCUUCUGAUCAGAACCAUAAAAGAUAAGGAAGUUUCUACUUCAGGACAUGCAUUUAAUCCACAGGACCAUAAAAGUAAGGAUAAAAAUAAAAAGAGAAUUAAACCUGCUUCUUCCAAAAUGUUUUCCUCAUUUCAGAAGCCUGAAGGUGAACCAUCUCUCGAGGCCAUCAAGCUUCUGAAGCUCUUUCUUCAACCAGGAUGUUCAAAAUGACGGACUUGGCAAGAUACUGCUAAUGGUUCCAAUUCAGAAAAGAGGCAAAAGACUGCUGGAAUCUCCGCUACCGCUGCAGCUGUUCAUUGUUCUGCAGCACAACAAUUUGAACGAGCCAAUCAAACUAUUAUGUUGGAUUGAAGAUCUAGUCCUCUCUGUACAAAACCUUUGUACUAUGAAAAAAAGUAUUUAGUUUUUAUUUAGUUUGUAUUUAUUGGCGUCAAGCUGAGUAGCAAUUGAUAAUGUUAUAGUUAAAUCGCUGAUUAUGUUCAUUUUGGAAAAGAUGAUUGCUUAUCUUUCUUAAGGAAUACACUUUAAUUAUAAGUACAUUUGAAGUUAAAAUAAAUUAGUAAGCAU